Molecule: messenger RNA, 1935 nt
Organism: Aureobasidium pullulans EXF-150
Lineage: Eukaryota; Fungi; Ascomycota; Dothideomycetes; Dothideales; Saccotheciaceae
Exons: 1
Coding region: 1-1935 (644 amino acids)
Molecular function (GO): protein binding
Source: RefSeq, a predicted model, not a curated record
AUGGCUUCCGUGUCGUCGCUAGAUCAGGACAUGCGCAACCUGCGCCUGUCAAAAUACACUCCGCAAGCUGCCAACGAGAUCCGCUCAUGGAUCGAACAGACGCUCGGCGAGACCCUACCACCGGGCGACCUUCUUCAGGAUGUACUCAAGGACGGUGUAAUCCUGUGCAAGCUUGCCAACCUAGCUCUACCGCCUCCAGGACUCAGGUUCAAGAAAUCCGCCAUGCCCUUUGUCCAGAUGGAAAACAUCUCACACUUCCUCCGCGCAUGCGAAUCUCCUCCGCUAAACAUGGCCGCCCAUGACCGCUUCUUGACUGUCGAUCUGUUUGAGUCCAAGGAUCCUGCUCAAGUUCUACAGUGUAUCAGCGCCUUUAGUCGUGUCGCUCAUGCUGUUAGCCCGGCCAACUUCCCCAGCACAAUCGGUCCUCAGAGGAGUGCCACCCUCAGUCCUGCUGCUACUGGCCCUACAAUGAGAAAUGCUCGACCAAUCGCACCGAGCCCUCUUUCUGCGAAGCCUUCCUUUGCCGUUCCCUCCGCCAGGCCCAUGAGUCCUGCUCUCAGUGGAGGCUCCUCGGGCUCUCGCGCAUCCGACAACGGCCUGAAAUCAUCUCGAGGCACAGUUAGUAGUUGGACCAAAGCAGGUGACCGAGGCAAUACAGCUCCCGCAUGGAACAUCGCGCAAUACGGUUACAUGGGUGGUGCCAGUCAAGGCAAUCAGGGUGUCAUGUUUGGCGGUAGAAGACAAAUCACAACUGCUGCACCCCACGUCCCCGGUCAGGGCGAAUCUGGCUUCGAAAAGAGACGUCGUGAGAAGGAGGCAGAGGAAGAGCGUCUAAGACAAGACGCCGAGGAAGCCGAAUACAAGAGAAAGACUGAAAGAGAAGCGGAGGAGGAGCGCGAUCGCGUUGCCGAAGAACAAAAGUGGGAGGAAGAGGCUCGUCGCACGAGGGAGCAAGAGAGACAGCGUAUCUUGGAGCAAAAAAGACAAUGGGAGGAGCAAGAGCGCAGAUGGAAAAUUGAGGAAGAAGCCCGUCAAAGAGAGCAAGACGCAGAUACGGCUGGUGUCAACCUGAAAGGGCAGUAUUUGAGCCAGCAUCAGGCUGAUCAGGGCGCUCGCAGACCUAGCGCACACGAAGAUACACCUGAGAGGCAGAGAGUCCGUGAACUCGAAAAACAGCUUGAAGAAGCAAGGGAACGCGAGCGUCAAUAUCAACAAGAGCGCGAGGACCGCGUACGUCAAAACAGCAUUCAUUCUCGACCAUCUACUGCAAGAUCGGAGCAGGAAGUAGACCCGAUACCAAGGGCAGCCUCGCCGAAGGAUAGCGAGGUAUCUUGGGCACCGAUAGAAGAUGAGGUACUGAACAGGAAGGUGCCGGCGCCCGAGAUGGCCCGUGGCUCAACGCGACCUCUUCCAACACCUACAACAAGGCAAACGCCAUUAUUACCCGAGCGCACAGCAUCUCCAGCGGGACCGCGUCCUCUCCCGGACCCUUCUGCAUACCGACCUGCUUCGCCAGCGCCAACGCGUACCGACCGCUAUCUAGCUGACCACCCGGCCCCAGUAUCACCAAAGCCUGUUGCUCACCAGCCACGAGAGAUGGGUUACACUUCAACGUACGAAGAGCAGGGCGAUAGAGACCGACGUCUGGCAUCACAACAGACGACCAAGGCUGGCGGCUGGGCGUCCAAAUCACUGUUAGAGCGUGAAAUGGAACGCGAAAGGGAGAGACAGCGGGAAUGGGAAGCAAAUCAACAAGCGUCCAAAGAAGUAGCGAAAGACAUGAGCCAAGGCAGCGGUGCCGGCCAGUCAUGGGAUGUGCAUCAGUAUGGUUACAUGGGAGGAGAUAGCCAGAACCGAGGCAGCAGUUCGGGCAGUGGGAUUGGAUUCGGCGGCAGACGCCAGAUCAUCGGACCCCGCCCUCCGCCAGGUUCUUAG